Ostrea edulis (European flat oyster) is the source of this 921-nucleotide messenger RNA. RefSeq lists its product as uncharacterized. The record is from RefSeq and is a predicted model, not a curated record. NCBI's taxonomy places the organism in Eukaryota, Metazoa, Mollusca, Bivalvia, Ostreida, Ostreidae. The transcript has a single exon. The coding region runs from base 1 to 921 and encodes 306 amino acids. Gene Ontology annotation, molecular function: nucleic acid binding.
AUGAUAGGUUGCUCGCUAGACCCCCCAGUUCCUUCUAUGACCCUGUUUACAGAUGCUUCUCUGACAGGCUGGGGAGCUACCCUGGAAGGCAGAGAGGCAUCAGGUAUAUGGUCCGGUCUCCAGUUGACAGAACACAUCAAUUUACUGGAGAUGCGGGCUGUUCUUCUGGCAUUGAAACACUUUUCCCAAUUUGUUCAGGGUCAAUCUCUGAUGAUAGCCACAGACAAUACAACAGUAGUGGCUUAUCUGCAGAAUCAGGGAGGCACACAUUCUCAGUCUCUUUACCUUCUGUGCAAAGAAAUUCUGUUGUUUUGCCGUUCCCUGGGAAUUCGCUUGUCAGUCAGGCAUGUUCCUGGCAAUCUGAAUCUAGUAACGGAUGCUCUCUCAAGGUCACUGCAUCCAGUGAAUACAGAAUGGGAGUUACAUCCAGCAGUCUUUCAGGAGAUCUGUCUCAAGUGGGAUCGUCCUCAUAUAGACCUCUUUGCUACGCAUCUGAAUUGCAAACUGCCAACGUUUGUCUCUCCGAUUCCAGACAACAAAGCUUUAGCAGUGGAUGCAAUGUCUUUCGAUUGGAAGGGGAUGUUUUCUUACAUGUUUCCUCCUUUUCGCCUCCUUCCCAAGAUUCUACACAAAAUCAGGGUAGAAAUUUGCAAGACCAUUCUUAUUGCUCCAGCAUGGCCAAAACAAUCGUGGUUUCCAGAUCUUCUUCAACUGUGUUGUGCGAGACCAAUUCUUCUUCCUCUCAGGAAAGAUCUUUUGUCUCAAUUCAAAGGCAGGAAAGUUCAUCAAAAUCUUUCCAGCCUCCAUCUACACGCAUGGUUACUGUCAGGGAAUCUCUCAGACAGGAUGGCUUUUCUGACAGAGCAGCCAAACGUAUCUCUAGUUCGGUCAGAAAAUCUACAGGAGCAAUUUAUGCUCUAA